GCAUGCAAAUGACUCCUAAUGAACUCAACCACUUCAACUCUUGUACUAUACUCUGAAUCAAGAACAGAGGAACCAAAAAAAGAAAACAUGGUUUCUAUUUUUGAUUCAAACUUACUUCAAAAGCAAGUAAACUUGCCAAAAGAGUUCAUUUGGCCAUCUAAAGACUUAGUUAACACAACCCAAGAAGAGCUUAAAGAACCUCUCAUAGACUUAAGUAUCAUGAAAAGUGGUGAUGAAGAAGCUAUUGCAAGUGCUGCUGAACUUGUGAGAAAAGCAUGUUUGAAACAUGGUUUUUUUCAAGUAAUUAAUCAUGGUGUGGAUCAAGAUCUUAUUCAUGAUGCUUAUUGUGAAACUGAUUCCAUUUUUAAGUUACCUUUAAGCAAGAAGCUAAGUGCUAAGAGGGUGUAUGGUGGAGUUUCUGGCUACUCAGGUGCUCAUGCAGAUAGAUACUCAUCUAAAUUGCCAUGGAAAGAGACAUUUUCUUUUGUUUACAAUCAUCAAAACAGUUCCAACACACAGAUUGUUGAUUACUUUGAAUCUGUCUUAGGAGAAGACUUUCAAGAUGCAGGAUGGGUGUAUCAAAAGUACUGUGAAGCAAUGAAGGAAUUAUCCCUAACAAUUAUGGAACUCUUGGCUAUUAGUUUGGGGAUAGAUCGUUCUCAUUAUAGAAGAUUUUUUGAGGAUGGUGACUCAAUAAUGAGGUGCAACUACUAUCCACCAUGCAAUAGUUCUAGUGUCACCCUUGGUACUGGCCCUCAUUCUGACCCAACAUCAUUAACCAUUCUUCAUCAAGAUCAAGUUGGAGGUUUAGAAGUUUUUGCAGAUAAUAAAUGGAUGGCUGUUCGCCCUAGACAUGAAGCCUUAGUCAUAAACAUUGGUGACACUUUUAUGGCAUUAUCAAAUGGGAGAUACAAGAGUUGCCUUCACAGAGCAUUAGUGAACAAAUACAUAGAAAGAAGGUCAUUGGUUUUCUUUGUGUGUCCUAGAAAAGACAAGGUGGUGAGACCACCUCAAAAUUUGCUAGCAAAAAAUGAAGCAAGAGAGUACCCUGAUUUCACUUGGUCAAGUUUGUUUGAAUUCACACAGAAACACUACAGGGCUGAUGUUGCUACCCUCCAAAGCUUCUUUCAGUGGCAUUCCUCUUCCAACUUUUAGAAAUUACUUCAUGAUUCAUGGGUGUGUUUUCUACUAUCUCUGAUCCUUUUUAUAAGAGACUUCUGAGUUAACUAAAAUUAAUGUAUCUGAUUUAUAAUAUAAUUUAAAUACAUCAAUUUUUAUUGACUCAUAUAUCUCUUAAAAGAAUCGGAGAGAGUAGUUGUUAAUGUUGCCUUUACUAUUUGACUUCAGUUUAAGUAUUUUUUUCACUGGCUAUAGCUAUAAUUAUCCUGUGUAUAUUUCAUAGCUAGUGCCUAGUGUUAUGUAUCCCUGUACGGUUUUUGUGCACAUAGCUUGCACCUGCAAAUCAUAGGCUCUGUUUGGUAACACAAAUAAGCUAGUUUAUAGCUUAUUAUAUGAGCUUAUAAGCUUGUUUCAAAAAAUUAGAGGUGUUUGGUAACAAGCUUUUUGUACUAGCUUAUAGCUUUUUUUUAGAUGCUAUUUCAAGUAGCAUUUGAGCUUAUAGCUUAUAGCUUUUUACACUUUAUUCCAUUUUUACCCUUUAAUUUAAUAACUACCUACUCUAAAAAAUAAACUACCCACUAUCAAUUAUGUAAUUUUAUAUUUAAUAACCACUUUAAAAGCUAAUUUUACCAAAUACUUUAAUUUCAAUAAGCUAGCUUUUCAGCUAUCAGCUAGCUUUUCAGCUAUCAGCUAGCUUAUCAGCUAUCAGCUAGCUUAUAGCUUAUUUUUACCAAACGGACCCUAUAUAUACUUGUGGAAAAAUACAAUUGGUUGAUCAUAACUCACAAGGUACUAUUUACGUACACGCUUAUACAUUAGAGAAAAA
This is a messenger RNA of Trifolium pratense (red clover), 1945 nucleotides long. RefSeq names its product gibberellin 20 oxidase 2-like. The coding region runs from base 19 to 1155 and encodes 378 amino acids. The record is from RefSeq and is a predicted model, not a curated record. Gene Ontology annotation, molecular function: gibberellin 20-oxidase activity. The transcript has 3 exons. Gene Ontology annotation, biological process: unidimensional cell growth; flower development; gibberellin biosynthetic process. NCBI's taxonomy places the organism in Eukaryota, Viridiplantae, Streptophyta, Magnoliopsida, Fabales, Fabaceae.